Messenger RNA from Pseudopipra pipra, 2882 nucleotides. RefSeq names its product dynein light chain Tctex-type 4 (gene DYNLT4). Gene Ontology annotation, cellular component: cytoplasm; cytoplasmic dynein complex. Gene Ontology annotation, molecular function: dynein intermediate chain binding. The coding region runs from base 1836 to 2807 and encodes 323 amino acids. Gene Ontology annotation, biological process: microtubule-based movement. Lineage: Eukaryota; Metazoa; Chordata; Aves; Passeriformes; Pipridae. The transcript has a single exon. The record is from RefSeq and is a predicted model, not a curated record.
GGUCUGGCCCGGCCGGCCCGGGGAGGCCGCGGGGAGGAAGCCAACACGUGGCGUUUGUAUGACACGGCCCAUUGCUAGGGAAACGUCGGCAGGCAGCGGCGGGGCUCGAAGGCUGGGCUGCCGGGGAGGCGGCGGGGGGAGCGAGGGGACAGCAAGAGCCCACCCGUGCCGCCGGGGCAGCUCUGCGUGGCGUUUGCCGGGUGGGGAGAGCAGGGCUGCGGCUUGCUCUGAGUGGAAUUCCCUGCUGUGUUUCGUGGUACGGCUCUAGCACGCCUGGCACGGGGGACCUGCCCCUCCCAGCCGGUGGGUUUGGUGCACAAGGAGCCUGUGGAUGGGGCAGAUGGGGGUGAAGGGAGGCAGGCAGCUGGGGGUUUGGAAGAGGCAGCACAGGCGCAGGUUAAAUGCACAGAGAUCACCUCCACCUGCAGAGCCUCCAUGGAAAGCCGCUGAGCAUGGCUGGGCCCCCAGCACCAGCACUGGAGCCCAGCAGGGAGAUCUGCUCCCUGAAAUGGCAAAAGCCUUCUCUCCUCUGAUGUUCAUGGCAGCUCUCAUGUCUGCUUAGGACACAAGGGAUCGAUCACAGGCAGAAAAAAGCAUCACCAGUCUCAUAGAAAGGCUUGGACUGGAAGGGACCACCCAUCUAGUUUCAACCCCCCCUGCCACGGGCAGGGACGCCACCCACUAGAUCAGGUUGCUUACAUAAGCCAAACUGAAUGCCAUGCCAGGGGAUGGCCUGUCCCCUUCCUUCCAAGUCUGGCUGGCCCCAAGCAGCCCAAGAAGAGGAAUGCAGAGGGAUUGCCCAUGGAGGAAUCCACCUUUGUCAGCAGGUGGUGUGAGGGAGAGGCAGGAGAGGGACCUGGAGCAGUACCCCAAGGGAGCAGGGUCCAGCUGGCACUGUGCUUGGCAGCACUAGUCAGCGACAGGCUAUAAAUACCUCUGACAGGAGAUAGAAACACAAAAGCCGUCUCCACUUUCCUCAAAUAGCUCGGCAGCCGGGCCAGACAAAGGCACAUUGAUGGAGCAGCCGUGGCGUACCAGCUGGGCUGGGCUCCGCUGGCGGAGAGAAACCCUGCUCAGGGUCGGGAGCCCCCAGUGACCUGCCCCCAGACAUUACAGCAGCAGAGUCCCUGGCAUGUGGCAGGGCUGGGCUCCCUCCCAUCCCUGGAACUGUUCAAGGCCAGAUUGGAUGGGGCCCUGAGCAACCUGGUCUAGCGGGUGGCAUCCUUGCCCAUGGCAGCGAGGUUGGGAUGAGAUGAUCUUUAAGGCCCCUUCCAACACAGCCCAUUCUGUGAUUCUAUGAUUCAAUGUGUGACCACUCACCCACACAUUCUCCUUUGGUACCAUGGGGGAUAGGCACAUCUUUGGGUAAAAUCAAGCUGUUGGAGGUCCCAGCUCCAGUGCAUCCCAUAGUUUGGGGCACAAAGUGGUGAUCACAGUGACUAUUCUCCACCCCGUCUUUUCUUGCACAUCCAACACCAGCCAGCAUUUUUCAGGGCUGGCAAGGAAAGCUGAAGUUGGAGAGCACAUGCCUGUCCCUGUGCUAGCAUAGCUGAAAAUGCAGAGAGGGCAGGAGCGAAGUGGGACAGGGCUGUCCAGGGACCAGGAAACAAGGAGUUACAGAAGCCGCGCCUCAGAGCAGCCCUACAGUGUCACAUAGCAACACUUCGUGAUCCAGGAGCACAACAGGUUUGUUCCAGGAGCACAACAGGUUUGGCCCUGCUCUCGGCAACUUGCAAGAUAAAGGUUGGUCCUGGGCAGCGACAUCAACCAGAGACAAGUACCCUGGGUUUACUCCAGCAGGUCAGGAGUAGGGCUAAGGGUAAGUGUGGGAUCAGAUGCAGACAGGAGAGCUGGGGAAGGAGCUGCUCACCUGCACCAGGAGGAAAAGCAGAGGGCUGGGUGGACCGUUCAUGGCUGUGCUGAAUCAGCCCCAGCUGGCCGAAUCUGAUGGGCAUGGAGGUGUGGAGAUGGGAAGGCAGCUGCCAUGGACCUCCCAGCCUCUCUGCAUCUUGCCCCACAGGGACUCACAUGCCAGGAGGCGUGAGAUUUGCAGAGGGCAGGGAGAAGUGAAGCAGAGAGGCAGUGGGAUGGCAGAGAGGCUAUGGGACACCUGCCUCCCCCUGACACUCAGAGCCUCAUCUCCUUUCCAGGCCACCCAUAUGGCUGAGCAGCCUUGCCCAGAGAUGGCCCUGCCAGCCCAGGUGAUGGCUGCAGACAACACUGAAGCCUCUCCACUCCAUGCCACACGCCGUGGCUCCCAGCCCCCAGCCCGGGGCUCUGAGGAAGGCAAACCACCACUCCCGCUCUCCCGCCGCAACUCGGUCCUCAGCCGCCGCAGCUCAUUCGGGGUGGUCCCGGGGAGCAGGCGCCCCUCCCUUGGCCCUUGGAUGUUCCACAGACGUGUUAGCUUCUCUGGGCUCCCCCUUUUCCAGCCCAUCCUCAAGACCCGCCUCAAAAACACUUAUAGGAUGGGGCCAGACGAAGGCUGCAAGUUCAACGUGGGGCAGGUGCAGCGGAUGCUGGAGGGGGCCCUGGCCAGUGCCCUGGGGACCACUGUCUACAGCCCUCAGGGCAGUGCCCCACUAGCCCAGAGCGUGGUUGAGCUGCUGCAGCACCGGGCUAAGGAGGUAGUGCCACCCCGCUACAAGCUGGUCUGCCACGUGGUGUUGGGCCAGCAGGGCCAGCAGAGCCUGUUGGUGGCCAGCCGGGCACUAUGGGACCCUGACACUGACAGCUUUGCCUCUGCCACCUUCUCCAAUGCCUCCCUCUUCGCUGUGGCCACAGUGCAUGGGGUCUACUUUGAGUAGCAUGUGCCUCUCCCUCCACCCAGUCUUGUAGAGCUGUAGGGAAAGAGCAGCUGAAAUAAAGAGGUUUUGUCCAUC